Sporothrix brasiliensis 5110 is the source of this 981-nucleotide messenger RNA. RefSeq names its product oxidoreductase-like protein. The transcript is spliced from 3 exons. The record is from RefSeq and is a predicted model, not a curated record. The coding region runs from base 1 to 981 and encodes 326 amino acids. Lineage: Eukaryota; Fungi; Ascomycota; Sordariomycetes; Ophiostomatales; Ophiostomataceae. Gene Ontology annotation, molecular function: oxidoreductase activity. Gene Ontology annotation, cellular component: mitochondrion.
AUGGGCGAAACCAAAGAGAGCCAUGAAGAGCGAACGGCCCACGAGCCACGCGAAGCGACACUGCAUUCCGUCGUCUUGGUCAAGAUUACACCCGUCGGCAGCCUUGUCCGCUUGCUGCGUCUUCAAAUCCCAGAAGGAUCACCAGACAUCCCCUUCCUUCCUGGCCAAUGGGUCGAUUUGUUCUGUCCUGGCAUCGCGAAAGCUGGUGGCUUCACAAUCACAUCGUCGCCGUCCAAGGCAGGACCAGGAGCCAGCACACCCGACCGGUACAUUGAACUGGCCAUCAAGAAGUCGCCGGAGAACCCUGUGGCCGCAUGGCUGUGGCAGGAUUCGGCGACGAUCCUCGGCCAGAGGCUGCAGAUUCGCGUCGGCGGCAGCUUCGUUUUCCCACCGCCCGGCGCCCCUUCCUCGUUUGCCACGGACCGGUCUGCGCGUGUCGUUUUUGUGGCUGGUGGUGUAGGCAUCAACCCAUUGAUUAGCAUGGCGAGUCACCUGGGCGAACUCAACGGCGCGAAUCCGUCCCAAGGAGGGACGGGUGGGCCAGACGUAGUAUUUCUCUACUCUGUCCAAGUAGACCCAGAGGUGGUUCCCAAGGGAAACAAAGAUGGCGACAACGAAGCAGAUCGCAUUCCCUUUCUCCAACGGUUGGCCUCACUCUUCAGCCGAGAGGCAAUCCGAGGCGAACUGAGGGUAUUUUUGACGGACAAUCGUGCCAGCAACAAGGUUGACGCAGAUUCGGCCAACGACGUGCUGUCAUGCAACGAAGAAAAAGUACCUUGUCUCCGGCGACGUAUCACGACGGCCGACCUAGACAAGGCGAUAUUGGGGAAGAGCGAUCGUGCCAGUAGCCAUGGCCUUGACAAUAUCUAUGUCUAUAUCUGUGGUGUGCCCACAAUGACAGAUGUCUUCGUGAAGUACUUGACGGGGGAGGACGGUCCCGGCCUAUCGCCGCGCCAGGUUUUAUGUGAGAAGUGGUGGUGA